GCGCUGUGGAUCUGUCACAUGACUAGGAAACCUGUUUGCAUGUUGCCGACUGCAGCGGCUUGUUUUUAGUGCCCCGGAAAGCUUCGGGCAAAUGCGUUAGGUAAACAUUAUUUUAUCCAAAGCCGCCUCAUCACCCGGUCCACCAUGACUCGGUUUCAGGGGUCUACCGGCAGCGUCUUCAUUGGCCCUUUCCGAGAAACCCCCCAGUCGCUUUGGGAGGUCCCGCUGGUCUCCUCGCCCGGGAAGAUUUCCUCCUCCGGCGUCUCCUUCUGCUUGUCGUGCGUCUUCCUUCUGCUGCUGCGAUGUGUGCCGGGGGCUCAGGGAGUGUGGCCGAUGCCCCAGCGAGUGGUCCAGUCCGAGGUGCGAUACCCGCUCAGCCCUCACGAUUUCACAUUUCAGUACGGCAAGGAGUCGGCGGUGCAGCAGGGAUGUGCGGUUCUGGACGUGGCUUUCAAGAGAUACUUCAGCCUCACGUUUACGGGUUACGCAAAUGUACGAACAGGAACAGAGAAACACAAAGUCUCUCCCUAUGGUGGGCACCGUUUUGGAACAGCGCCUCCCACUGGCUUAGUGGUGACUGUGAAGGAACCUGGAUGUGAUGGCUACCCUGACUUGGAUUCGAAAGAGAACUACAACCUGACUGUGGCGGAUGGCCCAGGUGUGCUGAUUGCAGACUCAGUGUGGGGAGCACUCAGAGGUUUGGAAACAUUCAGUCAGCUUGUUUACCAGGAUGAUGAUAACACUUAUUAUGUGAACAAGACAGAGGUUCAGGACUACCCUAGAUUCCAGUACCGGGGACUCUUACUGGACACGUCUAGGCACUACCUACCUCUCAGCGCCAUCCUGAAGACACUGGACGCUAUGGCCUAUAGCAAGUUCAAUGUUUUCCACUGGCACAUUGUGGAUGACCCCUCCUUUCCAUAUCAGAGCCCCACAUUUCCUGAGCUGAGCAACAAGGGCGCCUACCACCCCCAGACUCACAUCUACACUGUGACGGAUGUGAAGAGGGUGAUUGAGCACGCCCGUCUGCGGGGGAUCCGGGUGGUCCCCGAAUUCGACACCCCGGGACACACCCAGUCCUGGGGCAAAGGACAGCUGGGCUUGCUCACCCCUUGCUAUAAGGGGUCGGUUCCCUCAGGGAGUUUUGGCCCAGUGAACCCAGCGCUUAACUCCAGCUACCAGUUCAUGAGCACCCUCUUUAAGGAAGUCAGCGUUGUCUUUCCAGACUCUUACAUCCACCUGGGAGGGGACGAAGUGGACUUCACUUGCUGGCAAUCUAAUCCAGACAUUCAGAUUUUUAUGGCAAAGAUGGGAUUUGGAACUGACUACAGAAAACUGGAAUCAUAUUACAUCGAAAAAAAAGACCAUUCCCCUACUCUGUCUCCUCCCAACCAGGUGCCCAAGGACACGGUCGUGCAUGUGUGGAAGGGUAAUACAGCACAGUACCUCCAUGAGAUGAGCUCCAUCACAGCCAAGGGCCUCAAAGUCUUGCUCUCUACUCCUUGGUACCUCAAUGUCAUUCACUAUGGCCAGGACUGGCAAGCCGCGUAUGAAGUCCAGCCUCUGAACUUCGCCGGAACCCCCGAACAGAAGAAACUGGUGAUGGGAGGAGAAGCCUGCAUGUGGGGGGAGUAUGUUGAUGCCACCAACCUCAGUCCUCGACUUUGGCCCAGAGCUUCAGCAGUGGCAGAGAGGCUGUGGAGCAAUGAAACCCAGACCUCCAGCGCACGUGCUGCCUACCCCAGACUGGCAGAGUUCCGCUGCAGGCUGCUCAGGCGCGGUGUUCAGGCAGAGCCUCUCUACGUGGGAUACUGCAAGCACGAGUACGACGGACUGUGACCCUACAGGACCCAGUACCUUCCCCCUGAGAGCUCUGCGGAACACAAAUAAUUACUGUGCAGUGGAUUCCUAAAGCAGUAUAAUUAUCUGAAUAGAAUUUGAUUUUUAUGAUGAAAGAAAUGCCUUUUUUUAGCAGUGUCUUAAUUUUCCAUUUGUGUUGUGUUCCAUUUUUCCAUUCCUCAAUAACAAUAUGGCUGGUAUAUUUUCAUUAUCACUUUACAGUGUAUUUUCAAGGUAGUGCAAAUGUGUGCAGUUUAGAUCUGCUAUGAAAAUUCCGUAGCACAAGUUCUUUUAAUUAUGUGUUACUCUGAGUCACUGAGAUUAAAUAUUACAAUUUUAGUUAGAAACUAGAAAGUUUAAGAUUAACAUUACAAUAGGAAAAAUAAAAGAAGCACAGGAUAUUCAUAUAAGGUCAGCGCUGAGAAAGCAUUAGCAACAAAGUCUACAGAUCCAGUACUAUAUUGACCACAACAGAUUCAUUUUGUCCCAGUAAGUGAAACACUUUACUCAAGCUGUCUGUGCUACUUAUAUUUUACAUCAUUUACAAUAGUUGUGGUGUGAAUUUGCAGUCUGAACAGUUCUGUAUUCUGCAGAAGUACUUUAAUCUAUAGCAUUUGCUGCAUGUACAAUGCAGCAUAUAUACAUAUACUGUAGAAAGAACUUCCAAACAUUAUAUGCAGCAGUUGGCUCGGGGCUUUGUAAUUGUAAUGUAAUGGCUGGAAUGGUUUUAUUUCUUUGUUGAGAAAAAUACUAUUUUUUUUUCACUUUAUUACAGAAGUAAUCAUUUUAAUAGCACUAACCCAAACACUAUGACUCAAACAUUGAAGGGGUUUAAAGACAAACUACAACAGAUGUCUGAGCUGUGAUCUUUAUUGAUUGAGCUAUUAGUGCUAAAUAUCUGGCUGACGUUUGGACUGCACUAAUGCGGGCUGUUGCCAGGCUAGCAAAACCAAUUGCAACUUCUGAAGGAUUACACUCUAAUUACACGUUCUGCAAAGCUUAUUAAGAAUUCCAAUAAAACCCAAUGUUGUUAUUGUU
Molecule: messenger RNA, 2877 nt
Organism: Lepisosteus oculatus (spotted gar)
Lineage: Eukaryota; Metazoa; Chordata; Actinopteri; Semionotiformes; Lepisosteidae
Source: RefSeq, a predicted model, not a curated record